UCCCUCCCUCCACACGUCAAAACACCUCUCUCACUCCACCUCCUUACCACACCUCACCCCGCCUCACCAAGAAACACAUCCUCUUGGGACUACAAAAGCACUUCCGUCCGCCUAGCAACAUCUGGGACCCCCUCUAGCAACACCUGGGACCCUUCUAGCAACACCUGAGACCCCUCUAGCAACACCUGGUAUCCCUCUAACAGCACCUGGGAUCCCCCUAUCAACAUCUGGGACCCCUUUAUCAGCACCUGGGACCCCCUAUCAACACCGGGGACCCCCUAUCAACACCGGGGACCCCUAUCAACACCCUGGGAUCCCCUAUCAACACCUAGGACCCCUCUAGCAACACCUGGGACCCCCGAUCAACACCUGGGACCCCCUAUCAACACCUGGGAUCCCCGAUCAACACCUGGGACCCCCUAUCAGCACCGGGGGACCCCUAUCAACACCGGGGACCCCCUACACAGGAUGCGGCAGCGUCUCCUCACCUGUUAUGAAUGUCACUCCUAUUACCACAUGUCACUUUAACCAGAAGAUCGUUCCUACCACAACUACAAGACCACAUCAACCACCAUUAUGUAUUAGUCUUAAGGUGGUCUUCCUUCCUCACUCAUCAUCACUAUAAGACUACAUCAACCACCAUCGUAUACCAGUCGUAAGGGGGUCCAACUACCACAACUACAAGACCAAAGGAACUACCACAAUCACCACUACUACAAGACCUCAGGAACUACUACCACCACCACCACUACUACUUCAAGACCGCAACCACUACCACGAUCGUCUACCAGCCACUGAAGGGGCUCGACCACCACUACCACCACCACCAUGGCAGCUCACCAGAUGGUUGCUACCCUCAUCUUCAGGCUUAUGUUGCCUCUCCUGCUGGGGAUCUGUGCAGUGCUAAGGUUCAGUUUGAUGUCCUUGGCUUACCUGCUGCUGCUGAUGGCUGUAUUCUCCUGCCAGCCCCGACCUUCCAUACUAUGCGUGGACACACUGGCCGGUACCUGAAGGCUGUGGCUGGUAUAAGUAUAGUGAACUUCCUGCUGCAGUUUACUUUCCAGAUAGUACUACUGUCUCUCCCUCCCUACGCCUACUUCCUGAAGGAGUGUGGAUUUCUGGAGCAACUUCUACGGCACUUGAUUUCACUGGACGGCAUCAGUGAGGUAGACGGGACGCGAUGGAUGCUGCCCGAGUGUAUUCUAGUGGUGUUUGCUCCCGGGGUUUACGUCGCCUGUCUCAAACUCACCUCCCAUACCAGCCCAGAUCUCCACCUACCCGCCCACAAUGCCUCAGAUAACCAUAAAAACGUCGGGCUUAGGAUUCUCAAUGCCGUGGGUACAUACAUGGCCUUAGCAAUGAUAGGAUGCGCCUCCGUGAUGGUUCCUUCUGUUACCUCAGCUGUGUACUUCGUGGUGUUCAUAGCCAGCGCCACCUACUGGAGUCUUAAUAACGCUCUCGGCCGCCCUUUGGGUUUGUGUGUCGGGGUGAUGUUAGCAGGCGUCCACGUGGUGUGUCUCUACAUAUACCAGGUGCAGUGGGCCCAGCAUUACUUCCCUCCUGACUCACUGUGUGCAAGGGUGUUUGGGUUCACGGCGGUGGUGGACACCAAGUGUAAGGAUCCCCGGUCAGCGUCGCUCACCACGGGCGAGUGGUCAAGGUUCGUCAACCCCAUCCUGCUCCUGGCUCUCUACUAUGUCCUGGCCUUUGAGUCACAGUUCCUGCUCUCCAACAAGGCGGCGCUCUUGUCCCCGAUGGGGUCCAGCGUACGGUACCUUAUCCGACGUAGCACCGUCAGGAGCCGUUCAAUGAAGUCCGGCAGAUCCUCGGCGUCUGAGAUCCGGUCUCGACGCACCUCUGUCAGCCACCACUCCCGUCGUCGCCUCCCCCACGACACACAAGUAACCAGACGCCUCUGGCUCUCUCAGCCCCGCAAUGCCUCUGUCCGGGAAUCGGCCCGCAGCAACACCUCCAUGAUGAGUAACAACACCUCCGCCCGCAGCAACAGGUCUUCUGGUGGUCUUAACGGCUCUUUACCCUCCAAACUCAGUCCCCGCCCCUUCCAGUGGGAGCGGGGGAGUCGUGGGGGACAUCGGUGGCGGGAGGACGAAGGGAGCGAGGAAGAGAACCCCCUCCAGCGCCUCAUAGCUCCUCUCAUCAGUGUGUUCCAGCUGGUGAUCCGGUCCUCUUACAUAGCCACCAAUAUUGUUAUGAUGGCUUGGAGUAUAACUUACCAUAGCUGGCUGACGUUUGUGCUGCUGUUGUCGGUGUUGUGGAUGAUACCCAACCAACGCGCUGCAAUGCUACGCUGUUCUCCCUUCCUUGUUGUAUAUGCUGAGCUGCUGCUGGUUCUCCAAUACAUAUACUGUAUGGACCUGACGGACGCUGAGUUACCCAGUCAAGUGGAGGCGGUGAAUCUCGGUCAGAUUGGUCUGGUCAAGUACCGCUACUUGCCGUGUAAACCCUUACUGGUCAAGGUGCUGUACACGACCAUGUUUUGGAUCACACUGCGUCAGUACGUGCAGGAGGUGAUUGAAGUACCAAGCGUGAAAGUCACAGCUGCCGUGACCAGCCCUUUACUGUUGCUGUUAGUACCACCACCACUGGCCAGCCUGUCACCACACUCGUCUCUUCCCACGGACCUAAAAAUAAACGAGUCGACGGCGUCUCCAGUAAUGCAGCGUUUGGGACAGUGGGUGCGCGGCCUCUUAGUCAAAUUUUGGAUUUGGGUCGUCGCCAUCAUGCUCUUCGUCUUCGGCAUCCAGGGCUCAGAAGUCGUUAUUUUUAGGAUCAUGUACAUGGUUCUGUUCCUCAUCUUCACCAUCACCUUCCAAUUGUCAUAUUCUGCAUGGCGAAACUUCCUCUAUGGAUUCUGGCUCACCGUCAUCAUCUACCAAAUGCUGGUGUUGGUGCUCACGUACACUUACCAGUUCGACAACUUUCCCCAGUACUGGCAGAACUACACCGGUAUUCCGAUUCAACUUCAGAAUGACAUGGGUCUUGAGGUUUAUGACACUGGCCGUCUCUUCGUCAAGCUCAUGACUCCCACCUUCUUUGUCAUCGUCACCAUCAUCCAGGUCCAUUAUUUCCACAAGGACUUCCUGGAGCUCUCGGACAUAGAGCAAAUACCUGAUCAACCUGUAGUUAAAGAGGUGCCUAAGAAGGAGACUAAGGUGGCCAUACCCAACCGCCCAAAUCUUCUAGAGUCGUGUAUGCUCGAGGACGUCAAAGCUGUGUUGGAGCACUAUGGACAGAAGGUGUUGGUUAGGAUACAAGACACCAUGGCUGCUGCUAUGGAGUUAGGCUGGCGUUUCCUGGAGUUACACUUGAUGAAGAUUGUCCUCGGCUCCGUCAUAAUGCUCGCCUGCUACGAUGUUUGUGCUCUCCACUGGGCCUUUGCUGUGCUGGCAACAGUAGCUGUGCCCUGCCCGGAGAAGAUCCAGACAGCCAUCUGCCGCACCUGCGUUGUGUUGUCUUCCCUUCUCCUCAUCGUCAGGAUGAUAUACCAGAUAGAUUACAUAGACCCUGAAGGCUGGGCAGCUAACUGUUCUCUGUAUGAUAACCUGACGUGGACACCGUACCCACUGAAUGAGACGGCCAACAACGCUGCCUGGCUCGGCCUCACCAAAGCUCCCAAUCUACCCAAGUACUUGAAAGGUUACAUAGGUAUAAUUGUGGUGAUCACAGUACAAGCGGUGGUGGUCAUCAGACAGCAGUACCAGCGUAAGCUAACAGGACUACCACCACCCCCUCUUGGCGUCCUCUUCACCAACAUCACACGAGCGGUGGCUGAUGACGGCAUACCAGAGUGCACAAAGUUCCUCCUUAAUUAUGGUUUCUACAAGUUUGGUGUUGAGAUAUGUCUGAUGAGCUUAGUGGCUGUGAUUGGUACUCGCCUCGACCUGUACUCGCUCUUCUAUGCUGUAUGGCUCUGUUAUUUUUACAAUCGACAAAGGAAGGACAUUGCAUAUGUCUGGAAGGCUUUUGUCAUCUUCAUUACUGUGAUGAUACCUUUCCAGUACUUAAUGUGUGUUGGCAUCCCACCAGGUAUAUGUACAGACUACCCUUGGGCUGGCACGAUGAACACAGAGCUACGAGAGUGGCUCUUCUUCCCAGACUUUGUCAAGUCACCAGAAUCCUACAAAAUUGUCACUGAUUUUUGUCUGCUAAUUUUUGCUGUGUGUCAGCAACGCGUCUUUGAGAUUGAGUUUGCCGACGGGGCCGAGUCUUUCGAGGGCGGCAGUAACCGGGAGAUUGUCCACGAAGACCCGGAGAGUCUGGUCAACCCCAUACCUGACUUUGUUACCUACUCCAGGAACUACCUAGACUUGGUGAAGGUGGUCAUCUUCUUCACGUCUUACUGGAUCACGCUGGCCGUCAUGUUCCUGGGAGGUACGAACCGCGUCACGCUCUUUGCCAUGGGUUACGUCCUCGGGGCCUUCAUCUUCCUGUGGCAGGGGAAUGAGUUCUACCUCCGGCCUCUGUCUAACAUCCUCAAACUAUGGAAUUACUUACUGGGGUACAAUGUCGGGGUGAUCGUAGUGAAGACGUUACUACAGCUGCUGGGGUGUGUGUUCCUGGCACCUCUCUCCAUGAACGUGUGUUGGCUCGUACAGCUCUUUGGUAUAGCCUGUGUGAAGAAGUUCGGAGAUGAGUCUGAUGAAGAGAUCGUGGCAGAUUUGGCUGACCACUGUGCUGUUCCCAAGUCAGAGGCUGGACUUAUGUGGGAUGGCAUAUGCUUUGGGUUCCUCUUGAUGCAGCGCCGACUAUUCUCGUCCUUCUACUUCCAGCAUCUUGUCACGGAGAUGAAGGCACAGACAAAGCUAGCUUCCAGGGGCGCCGAGCUGAUCGCAGAGCUGAUGCAGAAAGAAAUAGCGGAGCAACAAGCGGCCGAGCGAGAGGUCCUCAACAAGAUCAAGGAGAAGAUGGAGAGAAUCAAGGCCUCGCAGCAGCUGGUUCAGAGUCAACAGUGUCGUGAGCCAGCGAGCCAUUACGAAGGUGAGACUCUGACCAGUAACGUAACUCUCACUAGAGCCAUCCUACGUCCUCUCCUGAAGGUACCGAGUAUUGGAUCUUGUAUAGCUAUUUGCGAUGGCUUCAAUAUAUUCUCCUGUGUGCCCGUAACAGAAGCAUGCAUGCUCAAUUAUGCGUCAGUCUUCCCUUUGAAGCUGUGGCAUCAGCAGUGCAUGUUUCUAAUACCCUUGUUUAUCCUUGUUACAGCUAACACCUCGGAACAGUUUUCCAAUGUCAGUAGUCCCCUACCUUUGGAGAUGACCUCGCCCCCUCCCCUGCCCCCCUCCGCAGGUGUGGAUGACGUGCACGGGUUGUCGUCCCCCCGCCCCCUCGCCCUUAGUGCCACUCCAGGUGCUCCUACCCCGUCCUCAGCUAACUUGACCUUCUCCCUGGAUGGCUACCUGGAACCUGCGCGGCUCUCCCUGACCACCCCACACUUCUCGCACCAGCCUAUCACUUCUCCGUCAGAGGAGUCUUUCCCCUUCUUCUCCCCUCCCCCUUACCCGGCCCUGCGGGACCGCCACGCCCCCACCCGAGCCUCUGUCCCCGCCACCCACGACAUUGGUCCCCCUUGGCUUCGAGAGCACCUGACGUACCACCGCCCCUCCGUCUCCACUACGUCGCCAGCCAUGUCCCACCAUACCUCCAUCCGCUCUGGUGAUUAUUACAUGUUCGAGGAUUAUGGUGAAUACGAGGGCUUGGCUCCUCUUGAGAUUCCCGAAGAGCCUCCCCAGGAUGACACCACCCAGGGAAUGACAGUGUCGGAGCUGUUGAGUUCAGCCUUGAAGACAGACAUUGUAGAGGCAGCAGAGGAGGCAAAAAUUGCCCGUUUAUCAGAGUCAGAUGCGGCAUCGAGAAGAUCUUCCUUUGUCCGCAGACCAGUUCAUCGUACACUUUCUGGCCGGUCCCAAGUGUCCAUGGCAUCACGAACCUCACGGACGACCUCCAGGAGCGUAAGAAUCCACCCUCGUCCCCGCUCACCUCCUGCAGUCCCUCACUCCCCUCCACCUCUACCAUUGUCACCCCCUCCACAAAGGUCUCCAUUGUCACUGGGACGUCCUCCUCCCCCCUCCACACUGCCACCUCUGCCUCCACUUCCUCAGUUAGAUGGAGGUUACCUUGCGGAUGACUCCACAGCCCACGACUACUCUGAGAUAGAACCUGCAGAACCACAAGGGCUGGCACCCAUUCUGCGCAAGAUCGUCCACUGGGCCAAGUUUGGCUGGGAAUUAUUGGAGUCGUUGAUGAUCUCGGCCACACAGCAGCUCAAUAGACUCUCCAAGGACUACCGCUACGUUGCCAGUUGUCUCUCUGAGGAAAAGAAGAGACUCAAGGAGACAGAUGGGUUCCGUGUUAUGCCGGGGGUAACUGACCAUCCUCACCCACCUGGACAAGAGUGGUCAGACAUUCCUCUCUCUCAACAUGGCUACGGCGGGCAGGAACCGCUUGAGAUCCGAGUAGAGAAGGCCAGCGAGGACAAGACUGAUGACAGUGUGGAUUUUGUCGACGUACCCGAGGGAGCGGAGAAGGAAUUCAAGAAAGAGCAGCCACCCAUUGUGAAGCUGAUGAUUGCAUUCUGGUACGCUAUGCUCUCACGGUCGGAGCUGGUCUCCUACAUAAUGAUCUUCGUCAACCAGAUAAAGUCGGCUAGUGUGUUGUCUCUUCCGCUGCCCUUCAUGGUGUUCCUCUGGGGGUCUCUCAGUGUUCCGCGACCCACCAAGACCUUCUGGAUCACCAUCAUAGCUUACACUGAGGUGAUAGUGGUGAUCAAAUACCUCUUCCAGUUUGACUUCUUCCCCUGGAACCAAGUAGAGCGGCUCAAUGCUCCUUUCUGGCCUCCUCGUAUCGUUGGUGUCGAGAAGAAGAACCGCUAUGCUGUCUAUGAUCUGGCCCUUCUCCUUAUCGUCUUUUUCCACAGGUUCAUGCUCAAGAGUUUGGGACUGUGGAAGGAGACCUCUGACAUGAGUCCAUCGGCUACUGCCCGCUCGUCUCCAUCCCAUUCUUCUUCUCCGUCGUCAUUUUCUCACAGCCGCACCUCUUCCUCCGUUCAGGCUCCGAGAAAGACGGCUGCAUCCACCACUCCUGUGCCAACUUCUAAAGAUGAUGGGUCUCACUUAUCACAGUCGGGAGAUGGUUCCAGCCUCUCCUACACCAAAGACACCUCUCUGCUAUCAAAGGACACUGGAAGAAGUUCUCUAAAUUCCAAAGACACUAAAGACAGCUCACUCACCUCAAAAGACUACAAGGACAUAUCAUUAACAUCUAACACAAAAGACAGCUCCUUUUUCUCCAGCACAAAAGAUACAUCCUUGCUCUCCCACACAAAGGACAGUUCUCUGCCCACCACACUGAAGGACGGUUCGUUAACCUGGCAAGAACAGGAGAAUUCAUUGCUUUUAAACACAAAUGACGAUUCUCUAAUGUCCAGAGCAUCAGAGCCGCUUCCUCAGUCUACACCCACGCAUUACCGACAAUUGUCCGAAGACGGCCGGACCGCCACGACGUGUUUUGACUCGGAUACGUCGAGGACAUCUCAUCAGAGGUCCGGCAGUGAGGCCGACUACAGGAAGACUUGGUCGCCAUACCAGUAUCAUGCCCGUCACUCGUCCCUGGUCUCCCAGAUACCGGGCGGAGGAGGAAUUGGCCCCCGGACAUCUUCACUGGUGGUUCGACCUGAGCACCGCCGCCAUCUGUCUGAAGGGUCUCGGGUUUCCUUCAACCAAAGGCCCAUGUCAGUAACUUCCCAUUGUACUCACGUGUCACAGUCGGCAGCUUCAGACUCUGUGCACGUGACCUGUGCUGCUUGUAACCUUCAGGCACUUAAGGAUUUCCAGAAGCCUGACAUGGAAGAAGUAAAAGAGAACAUCCAACAGCUUCCUAAACUGGCUAAAGGAGGCGCUCAUCGCCUUAUUGAGAAAGUUCGAGCAUUCUUGGGAGCUCUGCUUCACCAAGAGUCGCAGGUCUCAGUGGACGUGUAUGCUUACAUGUUCUUCUGUGAUUUCUUCAACUUUUUUGUGCUCAUAUUUGGAUUUUCAGCUUUUGGUACUCAACAAGGUGAUGGUGGAGUAAGAGCAUACCUGGAAGACAACCGUGUUCCCAUACCCUUCCUGGUGAUGCUCAUACUUCAGUUUGGUCUCAUCAUCGUGGAUCGAGCGCUCUUUCUCCGCAAGUUCAUUUUGGGCAAACUAAUAUUUCAGGUGGCGCUGACAUUUGGAAUACACAUAUGGAUGUUCUUCAUUCUUCCUGCAGUCACAGAGAGGGAGUUCAAUGCAAAGCGGCCGCCACAGAUCUGGUACAUGGUGAAGUGCCUCAACUUACUCCUGUCCGCCUACCAGAUCCGCUGUGGCUACCCGACCAGGAUCCUCGGCAACUUCCUCUGCAAACAGUACAACUACCUCAACCUCUUUUCCUUCAGGAUGUUCAUGUACGUGCCGUUCCUGUUUGAGCUGCGGACGUUAAUGGACUGGAUUUGGACAGACACCAGUAUGAGCUUAAGCGACUGGGUGAAAAUGGAGGACAUCUUCUCUCAUAUAUUCCAGCUUAAGUGUGAGCGUCGUGCAGAGAUAGAAUACCCACAAGGUCGAGGUGAAGGUAAACGCAAGAUAAUCAAGUAUGGGAUGGGUGGCUGUGCACUGUUUGGAGUCAUUGCUCUCAUCUGGUUCCCAUUAGUCCUGUUUGCUCUCAGCAACACCGUUGGUCAGCCCAACCCGCCCUAUGACGUCACCGUCCAGAUAACCAUGGGGGCGUACCAGCCAAUAUUCCGCAUGACGGCCCAGCAGCAAUCACUCUACAGGUUCACCCAGAAGGAUUGGUAUUCAUUCAACUAUCAUUAUCAGACUGACCGACAAGCACAGACUUUCUUAAGUAACUAUGACUAUCAAGAUGUUGUCGUGGCAGAACUCAAUGGUAAUUCAACUGCCAUAUGGGGCAUCUCACCUCCAGCCCAGAGAAGCUUAAUAGAAGAUCUACAGAGUAACCACACUAUUAGGAUGAAGAUCAACUGGAGUGUGAAGCGUGUGUCCAAUACUCCUGAUGUUGCUACUGAGUGUAAAGACCAAGUGGAGGUGAAUCUUGAACCUUAUGAAGGCACUCAGAGGAAUCCUGUGCGGGAGAGGCUGGUACGCAUCUUAGAAGGAGAACUGGACCAAAACCCAGUCCCGAUCCCAAAUCUAUUCCCAAAGUAUCUCAAGGUCACCAAUAAAGGUCAAGCUGAAUAUGUCACUCAACUUGAAGAUAAGAAGAAAGGAUUUGUGGACCUGAAGUUCACGUUGCAAUCUGAUGGCUUUGGGAAUCUAUCAUCAACACAAGAAUGGUGGGAGGUGGAGGAGGACUGUUCUAAAAGCUACUACAACUGGCUACCUCGAGGGAAGCAGUGUCACUUCCUCACCGUCUAUACGUUCAGUGAUAAGGCUUUCCCUAAAGGCCUCAGCUUCAUUUCAGGCGGCGGAAUUGUGGGAAUGUACACAACACUGGUGGUGGUGGCUGGCAAGAUGCUGCGUGGCUACUUCGCUGGCUCAGCUGUCAAGAUAAUGUUCGAUGACUUGCCAAAUGUUGACCGUAUAUUGCAGCUUUGCCUUGACAUCUACUUGGUGCGUGAGAGCAGUGAACUGGAAUUAGAGGAAGAUCUCUUUGCCAAGUUGGUCUUCCUCUUCCGUUCACCCGAGACCUUGAUCAAGUGGACACGGCCCCCGGAGGAAGAGACUCCUGAAGGGGAAGAGGGAGAUCCCCAGUUGGAGUAAAGUGGGUGAUUUUAUUAAACAAGUUUGUUGAUUAGAAAUACCAAAGAAUUUUGCCGUGAGAUUUUAUAGGAAAAAGUGUUGAGUAUGAAACAAAUACAGAUACACUUUUAUUUGUAUAUACUCGAUACUGUACUCUCAAGCUCUUCCCUGCUCUGGCACAAGGGGCUGGAACCAAGAGCAACACACAUACUCUAUCACUUGCUGUCGUGCAUACAACAGGUGGUCUGUGUAUAAUUAUGAGCAAUAACUUUUAAUGUCGCAGGACGGUUUUCCUCCUCAGCGUUCAUCACAUUAACUCACUACCCGUUGCCUAUGACUAUCAACAGAUCUCAUAAUGUGAGGCUUUUGAGCAGUAAUCUUUGCUAAACUUUAUCAGCAUUUCAGUAAUUUUCAUCAUUGUCAUGAGGAAAGUAUCACAUCGCAUGUCAUGUUGUAAAUGAAGUGUAAAAUAUUUGACGAGACGCACAAAGUUAUAGAACGUGUUAGGAUAGCGAUCCAAACCACAAGCUUUUUCUGUUAUGUGUUAAGCUGAACAAAUAGCAAUAGAGUAUAAAGUUUUUAGAUAAUAAGCUUUAGUACAUCAAAUAUAAAUAAUAGGAAUAUAGUGAAACUUCUAUAUAACGGACUACAGUACAGUACAGUAUACGGAGAGGAAAGUCCGUUAUAUCAAAGGUCCAUUAGAUAUGAACCGCCCCCUAAUGGAUUGUAUGGAGAUAGAAGUCCGUUAUAUAAAGGUUUCACCGUAGAGUAAUACAAAAAUAUUUGAUGAUUGUAGUUACCAUAUUGCUUCAACCACUGUGUCUGCUGCGGUAAUAAAGUUUUCUUGUUGGCUGAGCAUCAUGGUGUAUGUGGCUUGGUGGUGGUCAGAUCACAGACUAUUUUUGGAUUCUUAAUGUUACAGAUCUAUAGGGAAGUUACUUGGUAAUUUCAGAGAUUUUAUGAUUUUUAUAUUUAUUAAGAGAUCUAUCUGUGUGGUCGUUUGUUUUAUCUCUGUUAUUAAUGGGAAGAUAUUUUAUCAUCCUUAUCUCAUUUAGAUAUCAUUAUCAUCCUUCAAGUGGUCAUGACUAUAUUUGUCUUUCUGUAAAUAAAUUCUUUGAUAUACUGUAUUGGACGACUACUUGGUAAACUCAGGAUGAUAAUGUCAAUAUGAGGAGAUGGUGAUAUUUUGGCAUGAAUAAUGUUAGUUUUCACAAGUUUUGACCAGGUUUACACUUUUACAUCUUUCCUAUACAGUUCCUCGCAACCUCUAUCGCCAUAUUAACCCCUUCACUAUGGGGAUGCCACUUUUAAUAAUUUAUUCGGCUGAUGCCUGACGAUUUUACUCGGCUCGGCAUUGUUGUCACGAUCUUGGUGUUGUCAUUAUAGUCAUCCGGUUAUGUAUUUGUAUUAUCUCAGGAGCCUUAAAGACACAAGUGUUUACAUCUGUUGUUGGUAUGUGUUUCCUCGUGUCGUGUGUUGUGUACAUUCGGUUUUCUCUUCAGAGUAUCAACUUCCUUAGUUAUGUCCGAUGGUUGGGUCUGUCAUGCCUCCAACUUCAUUUAUCUUAAAGACUUGUUUCUCUAUUUUCUAUCUUUUUCUUGUACAGUUUUAUCCCUCAACCGUUGUAUAUUGAUGGAGAAGUGAGCAGUCGUACCCACGUCCGUCCAUCAUUCUGUACCAAGUGUUACACCCCAUUCGGUAAUUCAAGAAAAGGUGUUUACAGAUAAUCAAUAAUAUCCAUCCUUAUUUACCAGACUCUGAUAUGUGGUGGAGGCAAAUAUCAACCCUUUAGUUGUUAUCCACCUGUUGUUCUUCCUCUCCAGUGGGUGAUGUAGCAGUAGUCCCUCUUCCCCUUAUGUUAAUCUUGUGAAUGGAAGAAAUAGAUGGAUCUUUGUGUAACUUAACAUGAGAAGAGUUACAUCAGUAUUGGCCCUUCAUAAUAUUUAUUAUCUAUAAUUUUUACAAGCUAUUCAAAUGUUUGUUCUGGUAGUGUUAAGGCCUAUGUUGUCUCCACAGUGAUAGAGCCUUGUGGUUAAGUUAUUUAUAUAUUCAGACUUGCCAUAAUCCUGUUGUCUUCAUACCUAUUUUACCCAUAAACAGAUUAAGGACACCUCAUACAGCAUAAUACAACCUUUUCUUCAGUCACAUCAAGUUGUUUUGGUAUUCUUUCUUCGGUCUCUCUCCAUUUGCCUCUAUUAUUGGUGAAUCUAAGAGUGUGGGAACUGUAACUCCUCAUCCCACUACAGGAACCCACUCCCCCAUCCUUUCCCCCCACCUACUUUCCCUGUAACCAAUGAUAUUCACUGUCACUAUAUACAUAAAAUAAGACCUAUAACAUGGCUCAGGUAAUGCUCUCAAAAAGUGUCUUAUUGACUCAUUGAUAUAGUUUGGAAAUUAUUGCAGAGGUCCAGUAAUUGUGUGUGAAGUGUGUUGGACCUUCCCUGCCAUCAUUAAAACCUUACAUCUGCCACUGAUCUCUUGCCUUCCCCACAGUGCUCUUAUCUUGUUUCCUCUGGCAGUGUGAGACUUUUAACAUUUUUAUUCAAUAUCUAAGUAUCUUUGUUUCCUUUUUUCCUCUUCAUAACCACAAGUUGUUGAUUCUGUCCUCCUGUCGUGAGGCAGGUUGUCAGCUAUAAUUUUCUGUGAUCAAGUUUCGUUAUUCUUCAUUUUAUCUUGUUUGGCAUUAGAUGGUAUAGUUGUUUAUGUACACCUAUGUCUUUGUGUUCUUGUUUUUUCAUGAACAGUAUGUUAGUAUGUUUUUGUUUUGUGUGUGUGUGUGUGUGUGUGUGUGCUAUUUUGUUUGUUAUUAUUUAAUCACUUGUGAGAUACAUUUGUGUUCAUUUCUGGUCGUCUUUUUGGUUAACAAAUGGUAGUAAAUGGAAACAGAAUAAUGUACCAGUCCUCUCCAGAAGAAAGUGACAAGGAGUGUAUGUGUGUGUGGAGACCUGAAGAGUGGUGUGGUUACUGUGGUGUAGAGGCACAAUUGUCAGCUAUUUUGGAAGAUAUCAGAUCAUUCUUAUGUAUUGCUGGUGGAGAUUCUAGGCUUUGGUGAAAGUGUUUUGUUAAAUUCUGAUGAGGUUGAUAGACAAGGAUUGAUGAAGUAUAAAGUUAUGACUUUAAGUAGUUAAAUGGUAAUAUUCCUGAACUGAAAGAGUACAGUAUUCCUAAAGUCAAGUUCCUAUAGAAUACGUAUAGGUGUGUACACUUGCUCCUUGUGAACCAGGAUCAAUAAUGGUUUUCUCACUCGUAGUCACAUUUACCGUGAUGGACCCUGAAAGUCAACUAUAUUUACUCUCCUGUACAUGAUGUUUAUUGUGCCUUGGAUUACAAAGAUCCUAUUGACUUAGUAUUUUGCAUUGUGGAGAAAAAUCCAUUAAUGCCUUAGUGUUUUGGAGGGGAAUUUUUCUUCCCUUGGAGAUUGUAAUUGGGCUAAAAUUCCCAAACUUAGAGAUGUAGUUUAGAGUCACCUUAAGGAGUGAAAGAGGCAUGUAUCAAGUUGCUGGAGCCUAGUGAUGAGAGUUUUAGUCCAAUACCUUUGAAUCUGAGACAGUUUCCCCAUCAAGUAGUUCCUAUUAUAUUAGAGCAGAAGCUUUAUAUUCUAGCCUGGUUAUGGUGACAUUUGGAAGUUGGUCGUCCAUGAUGUCAAGAUAAUUAAAAUUGAGGAAGUUAUGAACUUCAAGGCAUUUAGGCAGAAUGUUUCUUCAGAAGUUAUUACAGGUGUCUGAUUCCUUAACUUGGCACCUGAUAGUGUUAGGGUUUUCUCAUGUUUGACUUCCCAGUAUCAAAUAUGAAAACACUCGUCCUGUAAAACCACAAAGUUCUCUUAAAUCGUGAGACAAGAUGUAAAAAAAAUCCAUAAUUGUGAGAUAAUUUGAAUAUGUUUGUAUAAUUUAAUAUUUCUUGAUUAUUCAGUCAACUCAGAGCCCUGGUGAUGUAUUGCCAAGGGUUCAGUGGGUCUUCAAUUAGGGAGUUACUGUGAAUAUUGUAUGAGGAAGACUGAUUCUUUUAACUUCAUUGAAGAUGUUGGAUUCUUCUUGGUCUGGUAUGGACGUACUUUUUGCAAAAUUGUCCUAUAUAAAACCAGAUGCUUUGUUGAGGAAUAAUUGAAACAGUUUGGUGUUCCCAUCUCACCCUUGACUGAUACAAUUUUCAGCAUCCCAGCAGUGUUUCAGGGGAUUGCUGCUGUGAUGACGCCCUGUUAGUCGGUCCUAAUAUAGUUCCCUCUCCUUCUCCAGACUUAGUCAGGUUGUAUUCUUGUCAGUUUCCUCAGUUUUGUAAAGUUCACAUUUGUAAUUUCUAAAACAUGAUGUUUUGUACCAAGUUUAAUGAGACUAUUGCUAGUUUUUGGUGAGGCCUCUCAGAGAAUUGUCCAAUGGGUUGUAUGAAUUUUCUUGGUAAUUUUUUCAAGCUUAGAUUAGUUUAGCUGGAUUCUAUUUGUAAGAGUAAAUAUUGUUUACCCAAAUAUUAGAAGCUAAAUAAUGUGCUUUAGCUAGACCAUUGAAAGAGGUAUGUAGAUUCUUCUCUUUGAAUGAAGAUCUUAUAUGUAAGUUUGCCUCUAGAACAAGUUCUUAAAUCUCUAGGAAACUUAGCAGGGGAGUUGGCUUCAGUGCAGGUCAUUGUAUGUAUUAGGUCUGAUUUCAGAGAUGAAGGUUUGAGAGAAUCAUGCUCUCAAAAAGGGUAUAAUUUUAUUUCCUUUUGUUAAUAUUUCAACUGGGGAAGUUUGAAGCCAAGUGUACAAUUGUUUUAAAAAAUGACAUGCCCAACAUGAGAGAAAAAUACAUUAACAUCCAGCCCAACAGACUGAGGGUGAACAGUGUCUCGUCACUCCUUUUGUCAAAAUGAAGCUGUUAGUCUUCAUCUUGUGAUUACAGAACAUAUACAUCACCAAGCAUUAAUAAUGUGAUUCAUUGUUCAAAAUGUGGAGCUUCCAGAGUAUGGUUAUCAAAGAUGAUUGUGAGACUGAGCCGCACACCCAAGGCUCAUGACCUUACGGGCAUCAUAUUAGUGGUGAGCUUUCUGAGGAGACUGCCCAUUGAGUCUUCUCUGCAAAAAGGCCCUUGAUUAUUGGUGUCCAUUGUGUCUUAUCUACAAAAAGGCCCUUGAUUAUUGGUGUCCAUUGAGUCUUAUCUGCAAAAAGGCCCUUGAUUAUUGACUUAAGGCUUUUAUUAGGUGUUACCUUCCUAACUGACCAUCAAGUUUAUUGGACCUACUUUCACUUUUUUUUACAUGGUCGGAAAAUUAAUGUAGCUGACUGUGUGGUGUCAAGAAAUUCAUAAGGUUAGUGUUUGUACUUUACUGUAGGUGCAUUGUUACCUCACUUAGUGGGUUGAGUGUCAUGUUGCCUAUGUUGCCUUCUUCCUAUUCUUGGUUGGUUGUAGGUAUAUGAGUCACUCAGGACUGAUUUAAGUUCAUAGAUGAAGGAUUGAUCCAGAAAUCCCAUUUCAUAACUAAUGUAAUGAAUUGGGCAAUUCAUGCCUUGCAGCAGUUAGCUUGUGGGAUCUCAGGACCACCGUACUUGUGUGCCUGAGUUAUACUCCAGAAGUCUGAUGAGAAAAACUAGACACAGGAUUUUUCCUGACUCAGCCACAACUCCAAGUUGGUGACAAAAUAGGUCCCAGUCUCAAUUACCAUUCAGUCCUCAGUCACAUUUGUUGUUGAAGCUUCUGUUAACUGGUUCCAUAUUGUCAGCUUCUUAGAUUCAUUAUUUAUAUUGGAGUUUAAGGACAGGCUGGUUGCACUGUAGUCCUGGGUGAUAGUAUUAUACUUGGGUAUUUUAUCACAUAGCAAGAGUAUUGGCAAUUGUUUAACAACUUAGUUGACACUCAACUGGUGAGCUAGUUAGUGGGCAUCAGUGGAUAUUCAGGUACUGUACUGUACUGGUUAUAUAAACAGGUUGCCCCUGAGGAAGGGUGAAGGUCGGCUCGUCUUGGUGGUUGAUAUCAUACAUCAUUUUUUUCCCUCUUGGCUAUGAAAUGGAAUUUUACACAUUAAUAUUAUAAAGAAUUUUAAAUUAAAUUGUCAGUGUGAAUUUUUAUUUUAUUUUACUUUAUCUUGGGGUGAAUUUGUCUGUUUCUUUGUGUAAUUUUAUUAGUGUUUGUGUAUUGUUGGGAAUGUUGUUGCAUGAAUGUGUGUGCAUUAUCUUUUUACAAUUAGUGGUAGCCACAUAGGGAGAAGGCCAGUGGCCUGGGUAGGAUCCUGUCCCCUCCAUUGUUACUGAGGGUCUUGUCCAGGACUGUUUUAAAGAUCUAGUACUGAUUCGUCUUGCUUCUAUGACUACUUAGGAUACGUAACUUCUCGGUCAACCAGUUUUUCCUUUUCAGUCUAUUGUUAAUUUUUUAUCCUCAAGUUUUCCUUUCCUCUGAAGAUUCUUUUGUAACAGAAUUAAUCAAUACGUUUGUCAAUGUCCUACUAGUUUACUCCUGAAGGUGUUAAGUACUGUACUGAAUGUAGCUGUCAGUGAUCACUUUAUAGUCAUUGCCACUAAUCGGCUUGUUAGCUGCUUGGGCAGUCGGUCAUGUAUCUGCUACACACUGUUGGCAAGUACUGGGCAUUUACUGGCUCCAGGAUGUAUCUGUACUUGCACCAGUGUUGGUCAAUUUUGUUCUUGAAUGAGUUCACACUCAGUGUGUUGUCAAGUCAGGACUGCUAGGGGUCAUCAUGUCCUUCAUGUACUUGAACCUUUCUGCUCUUGAAUGUUACAGUUAUAUAAUUUUCUGCUAAGGUUUGUUUGUUCUCUUUAUUUUUAUACAGUAUAUGAAAAUAUUAUUUUUUCCACAUGUACUUAACAAAUGUUUAGCAGGUAGAAUAUCAUGUUGUAUAAAUAUAUACUUUUAUCCUCUUCGCCACUGAUCGGCUCGUUAGCCGCUUGGGCGAUCGGUCACGUCUCUGUUACUUUUCUUUUUCUUUUA
Messenger RNA from Homarus americanus (American lobster), 16639 nucleotides. It is a transcript of the gene Piezo, whose product is annotated as piezo-type mechanosensitive ion channel component-like. The record is from RefSeq and is a predicted model, not a curated record. Lineage: Eukaryota; Metazoa; Arthropoda; Malacostraca; Decapoda; Nephropidae.